This is a messenger RNA of Symbiodinium pilosum, 624 nucleotides long. Lineage: Eukaryota; Dinophyceae; Suessiales; Symbiodiniaceae. The record is from the annotation of a GenBank genome assembly.
AUGUCCUGGGGUCCUUGGGGCCCACGGAGGGAGAGCAAAGGUAGCUCUGUCUCACCACGUGCCGAAUCCAAGCGCUCGGUCUCACCACUGUCUCGGUGGUCAUCGGCCCGUCAAGCCGUGGAGCGCACUGUGAAGACUGCAACAGCUGUAAAUGCACUUGCCCGGUCGAAUUCGCCAAGGCCACAACCUGUUGGCACCAGCGUAGUGGAGUGGGCUGACCAUAAGCAGCUUAAAGAAAUUGCCAAAGAUCUUCAGCGACAGCUGCAGCGCAAAGAGGCAGAGACUCAGCGACUCACAGAGCGGGUGCAGACCUUGGUCACCCUACGAGAUGAACAGCUGUCCGAGAGCCAGGCCACCAGUCGAAAGUUGCACUAUGCCUUGGAGCAGGAGGAGGUCGAAGUGCAGCGCCUCAAGGGUCGCAGUUCCGAACUACAGGACGCCCUGGCUGCAGAGGUAUCCGGACGCCAUCGAGCUGAACAGCAUUUGAGGCAGCCAUGCAUGGAUUGCGCCGAACACCGUGCGCAGCACACCGAAAUGAUGGCUGAUUGUCAAAAUUUGCGGGCGCAGCUGGUCGAGUUCGAAGCUUUGAAGCUCCACCUGUACCCUGACUCAAGUGGGGUGUAG